AUGUUAAAGAAUUAAUAGUCACUAUAUGAAUUUCAUGUAACAUGUGUGUGGAGAAAUAAAUAAUACAAAUAUAUUGAUAAAUUAUAGAACCAUAUCUAUAUAGCUGAAGAUUUAUAACAUAAUAAUAGAAAAAUUAUUAUAAAGUAAAUCACAGAUUAGUAUAAAAAAUACAGAGAGGUAAUUAUAACAUAUUAAUAAAACAAUAGAGAGAAAAAUAAAUCACAAAAGAUCUAAUAAGGUUAUAUAAAUCUAAUCAGUACAACCCCCAGAUUAUUGAAUAUUAUGAUUUAUUUGAAGAGGAUGAUAGUACUUAUAUUGUAAUGCAAUUAUGUGAUAGUGAUCUAUAUGAAUAUUACUAGAAUAAACUUAGUAAAAUUUAGAAAAAUACUCAAUUUUAUUGUAAAGUUCUCUCUAUCAUUCGAUAAAUUAUUGAAGGAUAUCAAUAUUUGAUCUAUAGUUUUGGAUCAGGCUUUUUACAUAGAGAUUUAAAGCCAUAAAAUAUUUUGUUGGUUGAUAAUCAAUUCAAAAUUUGUGACUUUGGGCUUAGCAAAAAUACUAAUGAAAACCCAACCAAAAGAAUAGGCACACAAAAAUUUUAAGCUCCCGAAAUGUACGGAGAUAAUACCUAUGAUAAUAAAUGUGAUAUUUAUUCUUUAGGAAUUUUAUUAUUGUGGCUAUUGACUGGUCAAUAUUCUAAAGAUUACAUUUCUUAAUUGAAUCUCAAUUUUUAAGAUUUAUUAACACUUAUGUUGGAUGAUGAUCCCAUUAAAAGAAUAAGUUGGAAAUAGCUUUUCAAACAUCCAGUUUUUGUUAAAGAACCUAUUGAUUUCUUAGAAACAGAGAGACUUAAUUAAACUUCAAUUACAUUUUAGGAUUUGUCACAAAUAAUUUAAUUUGCUGAUUUGGAUAGCACCUAGUCAAGCUUCUCUCCAAAAGUCAUUACAUCUUUCAUUAAAUAAAGUAAUUAUGUACAGCAAUUGGAAUUGAAUAAAUUAAUUAGUGACACAUUCAAACAUGUAGAUGAAAGUAAUUUAGAACUUACAAGAAUCUUAUUUGCUCUUUGGAUAAAAAUAUAUGAUUAAGAAAUUUUGUAAGAAAAAGAUGAACUAAGGAGAAGGGAGUAUCAUAAACUUAAGUUGCAAAUUUAGAAUUAGUAAUUGAUUCGAAUUAAAACUUAAGUUGAUUAUAGAAUUGAAUUUCUAUCAAUUAAGGAACUAUGUCAUAAAUUAAGUUAUCAUAUGGAACAUUUUAAGAACGAUGAAGACUUAAAAAAUAGAUUAGAAAAUUUUCUAAAAAAUAAAAUGAAUUAAGUCUAGUGUUUAUGA
Molecule: messenger RNA, 1325 nt
Organism: Paramecium pentaurelia
Lineage: Eukaryota; Ciliophora; Oligohymenophorea; Peniculida; Parameciidae
Source: the annotation of a GenBank genome assembly